CUCUUCCGUGCUGUCCACACGAGGUCAGUUCCCAGUUUAACUGACAGUUUCGGAAACGCACGACUUCAUUGACUGAGAAUAACUCGGCAACGAUGCAAAUACAUAGUAGUGUGUUGAAUGUACCGAACGCGAAAGCCGGUCACGUAGUCGUUCGCGCUCGUGCGGGAGAAGGAAGAUGGUGGUGGCUCGAGGUCAAGGUAGGUGCUGUGUUCAUUGGUACGAUGUGUUCUUUGAGUAUGCACAGCUCGGCAUGUCAGGGAGUACACUACGGUCAGAGACGGGAGCGGGCGCCUGAGGCGAUCGGCGGGCUGUGAUUGGCUGGCGGGUGAAAAAAGUUGCCUUCUUUCGAUCGUCCGUCUCUCUUUCUUUUCGUACGACCAUACGUCCGCCUCCCCGCGGGGACACUCACAUCGCAAACCG
Fomitopsis serialis is the source of this 420-nucleotide messenger RNA. RefSeq lists its product as uncharacterized. Bases 93 to 314 code for a protein of 73 amino acids. Lineage: Eukaryota; Fungi; Basidiomycota; Agaricomycetes; Polyporales; Fomitopsidaceae. The transcript has a single exon. The record is from RefSeq and is a predicted model, not a curated record.